Molecule: messenger RNA, 708 nt
Organism: Sciurus carolinensis (gray squirrel)
Lineage: Eukaryota; Metazoa; Chordata; Mammalia; Rodentia; Sciuridae
Gene: Med29
Product: mediator complex subunit 29
Exons: 4
Coding region: 42-644 (200 amino acids)
Biological process (GO): regulation of transcription by RNA polymerase II
Cellular component (GO): mediator complex
Molecular function (GO): transcription coregulator activity; transcription factor binding
Source: RefSeq, a predicted model, not a curated record
GCAGCACUUGUGACGCACUUCCGGCGCUCUAAGCAAGGAAGAUGGCUGCGCCCCAGCAGCAAGCUUCAGUGGCUUCCUCAGCUGCUGGUGUGUCGGGUCCAGGUUCGACUGGUGGCCCGGGUCCCCAGCAGCAGCCACAGCCGCCAGCACAACUGGUGGGACCUGCCCAAAGCGGUCUCCUGCAGCAACAGCAACAGGACUUCGAUCCUGUGCAGCGCUAUAAGAUGCUCAUUCCUCAGCUGAAGGAAAGUCUGCAGACCUUGAUGAAGGUUGCAGCACAGAACUUGAUUCAGAACACUAACAUUGACAAUGGACAAAAGAGCAGCGAUGGACCCAUACAGCGCUUUGACAAGUGCCUGGAGGAGUUCUACGCACUCUGUGACCAGCUGGAGCUGUGUCUGCGCCUGGCGCACGAGUGCCUUUCACAGAGCUGUGACAGUGCCAAGCACUCUCCGACCUUGGUGCCCACAGCCACCAAGCCAGAUGCCGUGCAGCCUGACAGCCUGCCCUACCCACAGUACCUGGCCGUCAUCAAAGCCCAGAUUGCCUGUGCCAAGGACAUUCACACGGCCCUGCUGGACUGUGCCAACAAGGUCACAGGCAAGACGCCUGCACCACCUACUGGCCCCGGGGGCACCCUCUGAGGUGGCAUGGCAGGGAGUGGGGCUGGCAUUGGGGGGUAGGGGGCAGACAAAGAAUGAAGAUUGG